Morchella importuna is the source of this 621-nucleotide messenger RNA. RefSeq lists its product as uncharacterized. NCBI's taxonomy places the organism in Eukaryota, Fungi, Ascomycota, Pezizomycetes, Pezizales, Morchellaceae. The transcript has 9 exons. The record is from RefSeq and is a predicted model, not a curated record. Bases 1 to 621 code for a protein of 206 amino acids.
AUGUACCCCUCUGCUUCGCUGUGCUGGUUCGAUCCAAGAUCGUUGCUUCCUUCCCAGCAUGGAAGAGUACAUGGUGAACAGUGCCAGGAAGAAGCGGGAAAGGUGACCAUUUUGGGGCAAUAUGUUACUCGAAGUGAACCAUGGACCCACCGAUACCAUGUGUCCUGUCCCAAGCAAUAUACCGGUAGAGUACGCAUCAUCUCCAAUUCCCUCACAAAUGGCGUUCAUGCCGGCGUUCUUAACAUACGCAUAUACAUUAAACACUAUAAACUAGAGCGGAUAGCGUCCGAAAACAAAACGAGAGCACUCGAGGACAAUGAGAUUGAAUCCCGAGUCCAAGGUGCACCCGUUGCGUAUUACCGGCAUGUUGCCUGCGAUGUUCUGGGGUCAUCUGCAUGGCAGAGCGCUCUAGGUACUUCCUGCACGGCCAAACAGGAGCUGUGGCUUCGGCUGGCUCAUCCCACUUUACAUGAACACAACCAUCUACGUACUCUGCUCUACUAUAAAUCUAGAGUACAUAUAGCACGUCGGGAACGUAAAUCCUCACGGUUGUAUCCAUCCAAAAGCUACUCAAGAGUAGAAUUAGCCGUCUCCCGCAGUUAUGAGGGCAAACGAGUUUAG